AUGAAGCUCUCUGCUACGGUUAUUUCAUCCGUAGCUUCUCAAGCAGCGCUCAAUAGGAACCCAAAUGGACAGGAAGAUAUCGUCUACACGCCUUUGCAGGCAGAGCUUUUCGAAUUGAACGGUUUGGGCUCAAUUCCUGACAUCUUGAUCAGAGACGGAAACGAAUCAGAUGAGCUUACACCAAAGGAGCUUGAGAAACAAUUCGGUUCUAACUUUCGCGAUGAAUUGGACAGGCGUAAAGAGAAGAUGGAGAAAAAUGGGGGUACCAAGGGAUUCAUGAACGGCGAAACGAUCGACGGAACCUUCGGCGGAACGUGGCGAAUUAUCCGCGAUAUUAAUGGAAUAUGGCAUGUGCCAAUGUUUUACGGUGAUGGCCAGGCUUGGGUCGACAAGUCAAGAAAUAUCCCUUUUUGGGGAGAUCAAGCAAAUGUUGUCAUGUCCGGAAAAGCGAUGAUUGCGAAAAUCCAACAAGAAUUUGAGCGCGCGUCUUGCCUUACUGUCGAUGUUUUUGAAGAGGAAGCGGCAGUUCUUGCCUUUUUCGCCAGUCUUGACACUGAUCCAAAUUACGACACUAGCAACGGCGGCUUCAUCCAUCCUCUCUACGCUGAUCCAUCGACCCGAAACAACAUGUCUCGUCUCCAAGCCUUAAAUUCUAGCGGUUGUUGGUCAUAUGUUGGCCGCGUCUUCCAGAACAACCAGCCAAUUUCCUUCAUCGACGAGUGGUGCGCCGGUAGUGUCGAAGCUGGCCUCCACGAAACGAUGCACGCGUUAGGUUUCCACCACGAACAGUCCCGAUAUGAUCGAGACUCGAGAAUUUGGAUAGAUAACAAUGUUUGCCCGAACGCGAGUCUUUUCAGCGCCUUGAGUUAUAAAGUCCCUCGUAGCCAAUGGCCAGACAUGCUUAACCAGUGGGGUCGAGAGUACGACUACACAAGUAUCAUGGAAUACGAAUCUUGGGUCUGCUCCGCGUCUGGCACUGGUCAUACGGUUGAUGGAUCGCUUGACUCUGCCGAUGGAAAGCAGUGGAAACGAUACGGAUUCACUACACACGGAGGAGACUAUAUUCCUUCCGAGAGCAAUCUCGACAAGCGAUUUGCCAUGUCCGACAUUGCCCAAAUUAACGAAAUUUACAAUUGCAACGAUCGAUCAAACGAUCAUUAUUUCAAAACAUACAUGCUCUAUUGUGACACAAAUCCAGACCUUGCUUAUCCUGUUGGCUGGCGAUGCGACGGAAGCUGUGACUGCCCAUCGAGUUGUUCCGAUGAGGCAAACUGCAACAUAGUCCAAAAAACUGGGACUGGCGGAACUCUUGGCGGCGGUGUCGGCUCUCUAGCGACUGGGGACUGGAUGAAUUUGGAUCAGUUGAAGGCUAUGUCAGUCGGCGUCCGUACUGAUCGAGACGGUACAGUAGGCUAUCCGUGCUCCAAAUUUGGCUAUCGAAUCGUUGACGACGGCUCUGGAAUCAAAUGCGAAUGUGCUCCGUGGGCAGGAAAUGGUUCUGAAUGGGGCUCGGACGUGGAUCUGUCUGUCGAAGGAAAUAACUGCGACCAAGUCCAUCCAGAUCAAUGUACUAAUUCUUGUUCCGGUAUCACUGACGCUAACUGCGUCCCUGACAUCACGAAAAACAACGGAGUCGAUUGCUGCGCCGAUACUGACACAGAAUACAAUAUCGUCAAUGGUGCUUGUGUAGAGAGGAAUCGAUGCGAAGAUGGAACACAUCAUUGCAUGUCCGAAGCGUAUGGCGGCGAGUGCACCUGGACGACUGACGUUGGAUACACUUGCAGUUGCCGACGAGGGUAUCUCGGACAAGGUUGCAGUUACCGAGCUUUUCAGGAGAACGAGGGAGGGUGUAAUAGCACCUGGGAAGAUAUUCUUAUCGGGGCGAAUGUUAACGAAUUCCCAUUUUACUCAACUUGUCGACUAAAUGACGACGUUUGCACUGAUACGAGUGAUCAAGGACAUGAUUGUGUCGCAACCGCUACUUGUACUAAAAUAGAAGAGCGAUAUUCCAAGGGGCUCACUGCCGGAACCUACACUUGUACGUGCCCAUCAGGAGAGACUGGCGAUGGAAAACUCUCAGGUACCGGUUGCUCUGGCGAUGUCUGUUUCAACGAUCCAAACUUGUGUCCAACAUUGGAUAACGAAGGAAAUACCAUCAGUACUUGCCGCGGCACUGGCGACGGAACUCAUGUUUGUGAAUGUCCGAGCGAUACUCAUACUGGUGAUGCAACUGAGAACGGCUCUUGCAUUAAGAAAGUCAACGAAUGUGAUCUUGGAACGCACGAUUGUGGAGCAAAUCAAAUCUGCACCGACCUCGAUGUUGCUUUCACUUGCGAUUGUUUCAUCAACUUCGAGACAUACGGUUUCUCAAAAACCGGCUCAUACGAAACUGGCGAUCUUGUCUGCACUGACGUGAAUGAGUGCGACACCCUCACCCAGCCUUGUGCUGUCAGAAACUCCGCCUGUACCAAUCAAGUUCCAACUGAGUGUGACGUGAGCCAAGAUUUAGGACAGUGCUCAAAUUUCGCGAGCUACUUUGACCCAGCUUAUGGAAGCAACUGCCCUAUCAACGCAUUUUGCAACACUCAUACCUGUGCCUGCGAUGCUGGCUUUGUUUCCUCUGACUUGGUGAUGUUCUUGAAUGAGGGUAGCGUGACAUUCACUGGUAUUGACUGCGACACUCCUGAAGCAUACAACAACUGCGCUGUAGCCGGCGAUGGAACUGGCUGCACUGAUCCAUUCUGCGACCACCAGUGCACAGAUGCCCCUUGCGUCGACACUGGAGAUCUUUCCUUCAAUUCCGAGCUCGAUGGAUACGCUAAAGGAUACAUUUGCGAUUGUGCAUCGAUUGGAAUGUACGGAGAUGGAAUUGGCGGUUGCACCCCUGCCACAUGCCCUGCCAAUUCGUCGCCUAUAGACUCAACUGAUACCGUCUUCCAUUCUAAUAGCUUCCCUGCUGUCGUCGAAGACUGGACCUGUACUUGUGAUGAGGGUUUCAUCCUUUCGAGCAGUGAUUCGGGAGAUGCAAAGGUAAACUACAGUUAUUUCUGA
Messenger RNA from Oikopleura dioica, 3051 nucleotides. NCBI's taxonomy places the organism in Eukaryota, Metazoa, Chordata, Appendicularia, Copelata, Oikopleuridae. The record is from the annotation of a GenBank genome assembly.